Messenger RNA from Kwoniella botswanensis, 1248 nucleotides. RefSeq lists its product as uncharacterized. The record is from RefSeq and is a predicted model, not a curated record. Gene Ontology annotation, cellular component: peroxisomal membrane; peroxisomal importomer complex. Lineage: Eukaryota; Fungi; Basidiomycota; Tremellomycetes; Tremellales; Cryptococcaceae. Bases 1 to 1248 code for a protein of 415 amino acids. Gene Ontology annotation, biological process: protein import into peroxisome matrix; protein monoubiquitination. The transcript has 5 exons. Gene Ontology annotation, molecular function: protein binding; zinc ion binding; ubiquitin-protein transferase activity.
AUGCAGCGCACUUCCACACCCCUCUUUCCAGAGGGAAGUCCAUCAAAAGAUCCCUCCAGGCCAUCAAUAUUCGACUUACUGGCUCAAGACCAGCUCAGAGAACUAUUCCAUCCAGUCGUCCGCUAUGUUCUAUCAUACUUUGCUCAAAGGUAUCCUAGAUAUCUUCUACGUAUACUCAACCAUCACGAAGAGUUCUUCGCGGUGUUAUUGUUGAUAUUGGAAAGACAUCAUCUAAAGAAACAUAACGCAUCGAUAUCUGAACACUUCUAUGGUCUUCGUUCGACCCCUAUCUCAUCAAUGAAUACUCCUCGACUGGAUGCCUUCACCCCUCCCAGACGUAGAAAAGGUAUAUCGCGUAAACAAAGAUGGGGAUUAUUACUUUUCCUAGUCGGUCUACCAUACGUCCGAGCUAGGGCACAAGAUUACUUUGAAAGUUUGGGUGGCGGGGGGAGUACGGAUGAGGUAGAAGAAGAGGAUAGAAGGAGGAUAAUUACAACACGUCAAAGGACAUUCAAAUUGAUUUAUCCGUACUUGAGUUUAGGAGUAGAUCUCACUUUCCUAGGAUACGAUCUAGCAUUCUUAUUUGAGAAGACCACCUACCCUAGACCAUGGCAUAGAUGGUUGGGACUAAAGGUGAUCCGUAGAGGUCCAGAAGACGAGCCCGAAUCGACUGGUAUUCUAUCAAAGCUCCCUCCUCUACUUCCACCUUUACUACUCCUCCUAAAACUCUCUCAGUGGUGGUAUUCCCCUUCAUCACCUCGAUCUCACCCCUCUCUCACCGCAAAUGAAAACAGUGUAGCAGCCACACACGCAUCGAUACUACCUCCUAGACCACUACCUAUCUUACCUGGGUCUAUAGGGGCUCUACCUCCCACGCCACCUCUCACACCUGAACAAGAAAUCGACCAAUCACUACUAAACGAAUUUCAGACUACUUCGGCUUCGGGAUCAUCGGGAGGCUCGGUGCAGAAGGAAGAAAGGUAUCAGGUGACCAAAGAGAGUUACGGCGACUGUCCAUUGUGCGGAAAGAAAUGGCAAAACCCCGCCGUGUUACCUAGUGGGUGGGUGGUCUGCUGGAGAUGCGGCUGGGAUGCUAUUGAGGGUGAAGAUGAAGAGGUCGACGAAGAGAAAGAGAAAGAGGAUGAGAAUGAGGGCGAGCAGUCAAUAUUGGUGAGACGUAGGAAAGGAAGAUGUCCUAUAACGGGAGUUGAGGUUGAACCAGGUGAUCUGAGGAGAGUUUUGAUAUAG